Messenger RNA from Homarus americanus (American lobster), 2085 nucleotides. RefSeq lists its product as uncharacterized. Bases 130 to 921 code for a protein of 263 amino acids. The transcript has 6 exons. The record is from RefSeq and is a predicted model, not a curated record. Lineage: Eukaryota; Metazoa; Arthropoda; Malacostraca; Decapoda; Nephropidae.
AAGACACUUUAAACACGACUGCCAUGAUGUGAUAUUCAUUGUUAUUAAUUCAUUUUCUUUGUUUAGUGGGAGCGAUAAUAACGUCAUUAACACCUUGUACUGUACACCAGUUUCAUUUUCACUAUAUUUAUGACUUUUAUACCAAUAAUAUGUAAGAUUUUAAUUUUUGGUGUUAAGUUUUUGCACCAAAAAAGUGUAAGAGAAUACGGUGCACCUGAUAAAAUUUUCUGUGUUGAGGGUGGUGGCAGCGGUAGAUGGUCGACUGAGGGCGGGGCGAUGGGUGUGAUCGCCUACAGGGACUUGCUUAAGAUCCGUGAAGGCGUCAAGAUUUUCUUCAUCCAUAAUGACGGUGUUGUCACCUCCCCCUGGAACCGUCCCUUCCUCGCCGCCUCUAAAGAUACAAACUGUUCGUGGUUCGUGGGUGAGGGCGUGGUGUUGCGUGUGGGCAACAAUCUGUGGUCGUGCCGGCUACACAGCAAGUCAACCCUUGUGUUACACACCUUAUCUGGCGUCUACAUGUUCAAAGACGCUGCUGGCAAACCUGACUGCAUGGCUGUGGGUGUACGGAUACCGUCACAGGUGAGAAAGGUUCAGCACCAGCUCCUGGCAAACAUCCUGAACGAGAACACACUCCUGGAGGACGAGCGACCCACAGGCAUCACCAAGGCCAUCUCCCAGGGAGCAUUGAGUGCAGCAACAAGAAUGAACCAGUUUGUGGAGGAGAAGUCCAUGACCACGAAUAAAGCCUUCAUCAGGAAGAACUCCAUCAGGGCGCUGAAGGGAGUGUCGAGACGUUUAAACAGAGUAGCAGAGCGUACAGGGAGCACUAUGACGGAGCUGCCGGCUGAGUAUAACAAACUACAAGAAGCUGCAAACAUGCUUCACUUCAGUCGCACCGCCAAAACAGUCCAGUAUAUUUGAUUUUGAACUUCCAGUGAUCUUUACACAUUACGAGACAUUCAUACAACAAUAAUCUUUCUGGUCAUUGGAGUGGAAUCAGUUAUAAAAUAUAAGUCAAUGAUAAUAGUUGAUAGUAUUUGGAAUACAGUCAAAUUAUGCUUCUAAUUUACCAUAUGUAACACUUAAGAGGUUCACAACUGGAAAAUAGUUCUUCCUUCAAGACCUUACUGUAUAUAUCAGCAUAAAUAUCAUAGCAACUGUGUGAGAGUAGACUAAAAUAAUUUAGGUACUACAUUGCAUAAAAAUAGGUGUGAUAUGAUUAUUAACAUGAUUCAACAAGUGAUGUUUCCACAUUGCUGUACUUGGUGCUAAUGAUUUUAACUCUUGAUUACAAACAUACUCAUAUUUCUUCACAAGUUCCAAUGACAAUGUUAACACAAAAGUAAUCUAGCAUUGAAACUCCUUCUUGUACAGAUUUGGUGCUAAUGUAAAAUUUACACACAUACUGUACAGUAGAGUACAAUGAAACAGUUCAGUACAGUACAAUGAAACCUUCAUAUAACAUUAUUUUCUCUCCAUACAAUCCAAUAGAUGGGAGUUUCACAUCUAAUGGACCUUGGACAUAACAGACUUUCCUCUCCAUAUAAUUCGUUGAAUAGAGGUUUGCAUGCUUGUCGUGCUUUUAUUAUUUAAAAUGAUUAAGUCGAGUGAAAACAACAAGUGGCAAUACCUCUUAUAUGUAUCUAUCACUGUAUGUAUUACAUGUAUCAUUUUGUAUGUAUGUAUGUCUGCAGUAUAGCUUGAAAAUGGAUAGAGUUGCAGAGUUUUUAUGUAGCAAACAUAAUACACAUUUACAGUCACCUUGAUAAUGACUGCAGUUGCUGUGUUAAUUGACAAGAGUCAUCACAACUUUGAGAAAUUCCCUGUAUGUACAGUAUGUAUGUCCACAGCGUACCUUAGACCCUUCAGUACGAUGACUUAACCUCUUCAGUACGAUGAUUUAAUCUCGAGUACGAUGACUUAACCCCUGGAAUAUGAUGACAAUCUCUUGAGUACAAUAACAUAAGUUAUCGUACUCAUGGUAUUAAAGAUGUAAAGACCAGCAGUGUUCAUACUUGGAAUAAAUGUAGCCCAAAGGGCUAGUAAGCUGAUAAGUGGCAAAAAUUAUUAAAAAACAAAACAAAA